GAUUAUUUGCAUGCAGACCGUUGCUUCCGGGUGAUUUCAAUACAAGGAUUUUUUAAACGUUUGGAAGCUUUUUCUAUAUCCUUAGAAAAGCUGUGAGCUUUGAAAAUGAACAGAAUUUUUGGACGUGGGAAGCCCAAAGCGCCUCCUCCAAAUUUAUCGGAAUGUAUCGGCACUGUGGAUGCCAGGGCAGAUUCAAUAGAAAAGAAAAUAAGCAGACUGGAUGCUGAACUUUUGAAGUACAAGGAUCAGCUAAAAAAGAUGAGAGAUGGGCCCUCGAAGAAUAUGGUGAAACAGAAGGCGAUGAGGGUCCUGAAACAGAAGAGAAUGUAUGAAGGUCAAAGGGAGCAGUUGGCUCAGCAGUCAUUUAACAUGGAGCAGGCAAACUACACAAUCCAGACCUUAAAGGACACAAAAACUACAGUGGAAGCCAUGAAGAUUGGUGCAAAGGAAAUGAAAAAGGCUUACAAAGAUGUCAAACUUGAUCAGAUUGACGAUUUACAGGACCAGCUGGAGGACAUGAUGGAGGAUGCGGGCGAGGUACAGGAAGCACUGAGCCGCAGUUACUGCACUCCAGAGAUCGAUGAGGACGAUCUCGAAGCGGUUUAUCCAAGAACCCCCGAUUCUGCCAUUUUGCACAGUGAUGAAAUGAUUGCUCUUUCAGAGCUGGAUGCGCUGGGUGAUGAGCUGCUGCUGGAUGAUGACAGCUCCUACUUGGACGAGGCCUCAGCUGCCCCGUCUAUCCCCGAGGGGAUCCCCAGUGACAGCAAGACGAACAAGGAUGGCGUCCUGGUAGAUGAAUUUGGUCUGCCACAGAUUCCUGCCACCUAAAAAGGGAAAUAUGACAACAACUGCACUUCAAAAGAAAACACUUUUUUUAUGAAGAGUAACAUUUAUAAACGCGGUUCCAUUUGACCUGAGAACACUACAAUUUUGUCUGUCCUGGUGUUGGGCUGUGUAUUGUUACCACUACCGUGCUAGCAUGUGGCCUUGUAAUAUACUGAACCUAUUUUUAUUCCCGUUAUUUUCUGCCCGUCACACUCAUUUGCCAGUAUUGUUUUUAAUUUAUUUGUCCAAUUUACUAGUUUUGUGUGUUGUUUAGUCAUUACUGUUUUGCUUGAGUUCUCAGAAGUGGAGAGGAUUCCCGCUUUGGUCCACUUAUCUGCAGGGGUACUUGAAAAAUGCUAAAUAAAUAAUGUGUUUUAACUUAACCUUGA
Molecule: messenger RNA, 1214 nt
Organism: Menidia menidia (Atlantic silverside)
Lineage: Eukaryota; Metazoa; Chordata; Actinopteri; Atheriniformes; Atherinopsidae
Source: the annotation of a GenBank genome assembly